UUUUAUUUAAAGCAAGGUACCAAGCCCCGGCAAUGAUGCUGGCUGGUAAAUCAGGCGGCGGGUCUGCAUCCCCCGGGGUUGGGGGAAGCCGGCUCAGACAAAAGGCUGUGGGCAGGGCAGCGGCCACCGCCCCGGGGUACCCCUACACCUCCGGUACCUGGUUUGGGGGUGCGGCCCGCCGAAGAGGGGGGUCACCCAGUCAGAGGGAUGUUAUUGAGUGGAAUCGGGGGAAAUGCGGGGAAAUGCGGCGGUGGGCGCCCGGCUCCCCAUUGGCCGGGCCGGUCACAUGCCCGCCUAACUUUAUUCAGUUGACAGCAAGUAGGAGGGCUCUAUGGCAGGGGAAAAAAAGACAACACGAGAAAAAUUAGUAUUUUCUACCUUCAGAAAUUAAUGGCCAUGAGUUCGUAUAUGGUGAACUCUAAGUAUGUGGAUCCCAAAUUUCCUCCUUGCGAGGAAUAUUUGCAGAAUAGCUACCUAGGCGAGCAGGGGGCCGAGUACUACAGUGCCUCGCAAGGCUCUGAUUUCCAGCACCAGGGACUCUAUCCACGGUCAAACUACAGCGAGCAACCCUUUAGCUGUAGCAAUGCCCAAGGCUCUGCCGGGCAGCCGCGGGGUCACGGACAGGAGCAAUCCGGCCCGGCAAGCCACUUCCCCGGCCCAGCAGAGCAUUGUCCACCGCCUCCAAUGUCCAACUCGCGAGCCUGCAGCCAGCAGCCGGCCCUCAAACCCCCAAACGGCUCCGCAGUUAAGCAGCCAGCAGUAGUUUAUCCCUGGAUGAAGAAAGUCCAUGUAAACUCGGUGAAUCCCAAUUACAACGGAGGGGAACCUAAACGCUCCCGCACAGCUUACACCAGACAGCAAGUCCUAGAACUGGAAAAAGAAUUUCAUUUUAACAGGUACCUGACCAGGCGCCGCCGUAUCGAGAUAGCCCACACUUUGUGUCUCUCUGAGCGCCAGAUCAAGAUCUGGUUUCAGAACAGAAGAAUGAAGUGGAAAAAAGAUCACAAACUGCCCAACACGAAGGGCAGGUCUUCUUCGUCUGGUUCAAACCCCCAUUUACAAACUGGUUCCAAGGACCAUCAGACUGACUUGACAACUUUGUAGAAGAGGUGAAAUUUUCCAUUUCAUCCUUCGCUUCUGACCAGUACUGUACAUAACUGACACUGCCCAAGCAGAACCUGCAUGUAGCAGCUAAGGACACGAGAAACUGUCAUCUUUCUUUAAGGUACUGUUGUACAAAGGAGACAAAAUGACGCUACUUUGGACUUUAUUUUAUUUGCCUCUUCUAGCACAACUUAAAAGAGGAAAACAAAAAAAGGGAAAAGAAAGAGAAAGGGGAAAGAAAAAAACCAAACCAUCACGCAGGCAGUGGGAAUUGGGAAAAUAUUAAAUGAGACCUUCUGUCCUUAAAAAGUAAUAAAUCAUUGAAAAUGAAACUGUCCUGUGUUUCAGUUUUGAAUUUGAAAGUGAAGAUUGGAUGCUUUAUUCUGGGAUUUAUACUUUUAAUUGUCUUUUUAUCCCAUGUAAUUUGGGCACGGAUGCAUUUUGGGCAAGCUGAGGACAGGAAAAUCAUAGUAUAGUCUUUUAUUUGAACAUAAAGACUAUUAAAUGUGAACUUUUUUUGUGCUGCUUUACCUUUCUUGGUGUGAUGAAAAUACUUGCUCAUUUCCAUAACGUCUCAGAAGGUGUGCAUAGGAAUUAAGUGAAAACGGGUUAUUUUAUGUUCUGAUAGUGUUAGCGUAUUUAUUUAUUUGUUACAUAGAAGAGUGAAGACAAAAAGAAAAAUAGUCAAACCAAAAACGGGGAAGAGGAGCUGAAAUACAGCAUUUCUCCUUCCCAAUCUCAUCAACACAUGUAAUGUUUACUUGUCUUGAACGUACACAACUUUCUUGUCCCCCCCCUUUUUUUUUAAUUAUUUUCCUCCUUUGUGAAUAGGAAAAGCGUCCCUGCUCCAUAUCGUGUGCCAUCCAGAGCUUACAGGCUUGAAAUCUGUUUCCAAAGUCUGCUACUCAGCGCUGUGCUUUUAACCAUCAAUACCUCAUUUUAAAAAUGGAAAGGGAAAAAAAAAAAGAAAAAAAAAGAGGGGAGACCACAAAAAACACCUCCCCCCCAAAAAAAACCCCAAACCCAAACCCCAACAAGCUCGAAACAAACAAUAGAACUACCACCGUCACCAAAAAAAAGUGAAAAGUUAAUGUGAUUUCUGAUAUAACCUGAGCCAUUCAAAGCUGGAAACUGAAUACAUUAUUUCAAGCAGAUUUCAAAUUUCUUUUCUGCUAAAGAGAGAUAGGCUAUGUUGGCUGCUGUCUUGUUUUGUUUUAGGUUUAUUUUGGUCUGUUGGAUUUUUGUGGUUUGGGUUUGUUUAGGUUUUUGGUGUUGUUGUUUUUUGUUUGUUUUAAGAACAGUGAUUGUUUUUAAGCAAACCACGACACAUGACUGCAACGGUUGGAAAGCUCAGCAAGCUGCUUUCAGGGAAAGAGGAAAGGCUUGCAUGGGAAUAGAGCUCGUCUAAUACUCACUGAUUUGGCUCUGACUGCUGGCUGCCAAAGUUUUAGUGCGCUGUAACUACGAAAGCCAACCAAACCAGCUCCCUCAGCCACUUACACCUCCGCUCAGGCGAUUUUAAAGCUCAGCCCUUAUCUCCUGUACCCUCAGGGCAGCCUGGGAGAGAAACCAUAUAGUCGAAAUUGUAACGAGGUGAUCCCUUUAUUAAAGAGAAAAGGGGUAAAGAAUGAAACUCAUAGCAAACACUGAAGGGAGGUGGAAAGAGCAGGGGCUGAGUUAACGUGCCCUCCUCUAGGCUGGGUGCUUCCCAUCGAGGACUCAAGGCUUUUGGGUUCACUCGGAAAAACAGCGGCCAAAAUGGGAUUAAAUGAAUUCGAAAAUAAAAAGCGAACUUUUCAACAAGGGUGUAUUCAGCAGUGUUAACUGUGGCCAGCAGUUAAUUUUUGCCUUUUUCUCGUUCCUAGAAGUCCGCAAAGUGUCUUUAAGACUUGGUCUUUUGUUUUAGAGCCUAGAGAAAACGCUUUGUUCUUCCUUAGGAUUAGCCCAGUUCUCAGACUUGCACAUGGCAAUACUUGAAUAUCUCCACGUCGUGAUAUUAAAGAUGGAUAUUCCCGCAUUAUUCGCAUCAUUGUUUCUAUGACAAAAAGCACCGAGUUCAUACAUAGUAAAGACGUCUUUUUUUCUGGCGCCUUCACGUUGAGAAGCUGAAAAGGUAUUUUACUGAAGUUCGGCUAAAUUGCAGGAACAGGUUCACCCAGAGGACAAAUUUUCUAUUCGAUUAGUUGUAUUUCAGCCGGGAAGAGUGACCUCUAAACCCUUAACCUUUUGGACCCAAAAUACCCUUCCCUUUCUCUAGUAUGGAGAGCAGCUAGCAGCAGCGCUUGAGGAGGGAAUUCCUGAGACAAGUUUUCAAGUUUUGUUACACCAGGUUCCUACGGUAGUGGCCUUUCCUCUCCAGAGCUGUUCAAAGCCAUCCUUUCACUCUUCAGACGAAUCUACGAAAAUAAAGGGGGGGAAAAAAGGGUGUGGAGAAGUAAAACCUCUCUAGCUGCUCUUCUUGAAAAUCCCCCUCCCGGACCCCCGCUGUUUACUUAAAGUCUGUGAUAAGUUGACUGGGAGCAGGGAAAAUGUGUUGUGUGUGUGAGAGAGACACCUACUUUGGCAUCAGUGGUACAGUUCUGGAAAAUAAUGGCCUUGGAUAAGCAAAUCCUUGCUUUGUGCUUCUGAUGGACCGAGAUGACUCCCGAAGUUAAAGGACCAACUUCUGCUCCCAGAUUACCUUCCCCCGCCCACUGAAGUCAAACAGGGAUGUAGCUGCGAGCAGAAUUUGUCUCAUUGUCUUUUGAAAUGUUAAUAACUCCGGGACGAGUGUUGGGUUCAGCAGGCACAGCUCUUACAACCCUGUUUGCAAGCACCCUUUGAGCGAGACCGGGGCACUAUAGGUUUACAUAGGUGUAAUUGCGCUGUAAGAUCGGAGAAUACUUGGAGGCAGAAAGUACCAAAAAGAAGUAGUUUUCAGCUGCCAAUGCUCUGAAGGGUCAGGAAUGUCUGUAAUAGCGACCAGGAGUACCCACUGGUCCUUAUCUCCGGUGCAAAACGAACCUGAGGUUUAUUUUUUAAUGGUUUAAACCCUUCUCCAGAGAUAUUUUGUGUAUGAAGCGAAGCCGGUUAUUUUUGUUCAUCAUGGGUGAACGUUGUGAAUUGGAGCCUUUGUUAAACGGUCGCAUUGUUCAGCAAAUAUUCUCAUCUCUGUUAAAGUGUGAUGCUUUUUAUAGACUUUGCUGAUGUUUUGCUGCCAUUGAUUAAAGCGUUAUUUAUACUAACUGUCGCCUGUAGUUUUGAUGUAAGACCUCCACAUAAUUUUGAAAUAAUAAAAGGUGUA
Molecule: messenger RNA, 4387 nt
Organism: Chiroxiphia lanceolata (lance-tailed manakin)
Lineage: Eukaryota; Metazoa; Chordata; Aves; Passeriformes; Pipridae
Gene: HOXD4
Product: homeobox D4
Exons: 2
Coding region: 391-1104 (237 amino acids)
Biological process (GO): embryonic skeletal system morphogenesis; regulation of transcription by RNA polymerase II; anterior/posterior pattern specification
Cellular component (GO): nucleus
Molecular function (GO): RNA polymerase II cis-regulatory region sequence-specific DNA binding; DNA-binding transcription factor activity, RNA polymerase II-specific
Source: RefSeq, a predicted model, not a curated record